This is a messenger RNA of Tupaia belangeri chinensis (Chinese tree shrew), 4481 nucleotides long. RefSeq names its product midline 1 (gene MID1). Gene Ontology annotation, cellular component: cytoplasm. The transcript is spliced from 10 exons. Gene Ontology annotation, biological process: regulation of microtubule cytoskeleton organization. NCBI's taxonomy places the organism in Eukaryota, Metazoa, Chordata, Mammalia, Scandentia, Tupaiidae. Bases 297 to 2300 code for a protein of 667 amino acids. The record is from RefSeq and is a predicted model, not a curated record. Gene Ontology annotation, molecular function: protein binding; zinc ion binding.
UCAUAGGCUGGGAGAGAAAAGGCUGAGAAACUUGACAUUGUCUUGGGCAGAGUGCGUGUAGCCGCAGAUCAAAGAAAAAGAGGACGAAACGUGCUCUUUGCUGCCUGUGGAUUUCGCCGGCUGCUUUUGUCUUGCGGGCUUCUGGAGGGGUUUGGCGUUUCCACUCUGAAGACCGCGGCGUGGGCUUCGCUGCAGCUCGCUCCCUGCCGGAUGGGUCAUGGAAUUCUAAACAUGAGGCAGAUAGCUGAUCAGCUUCCUUGGAUUUUGCUGAUGACACAAGAGAGCUUCGCCUGAAGAUGGAAACGCUGGAGUCGGAGCUGACCUGCCCUAUCUGUCUGGAGCUCUUUGACGAUCCUCUCCUGCUACCCUGCGCACACAGCCUCUGCUUCAACUGCGCCCACCGCAUCCUGGUGUCACACUGUGCUACCAACGAGGCUGUAGAGUCCAUCACCGCCUUCCAGUGCCCCACCUGCCGGCAUGUCAUCACGCUCAGUCAGCGAGGUCUAGACGGGCUCAAGCGCAACGUCACUCUGCAGAACAUCAUCGACAGGUUCCAGAAAGCAUCCGUGAGCGGGCCCAAUUCCCCCAGCGAGACCCGUCGGGAGCGGGCCUUUGACGCCAACACCAUGACCUCUGCCGAGAAGGUCCUCUGCCAGUUCUGUGACCAGGAUCCUGCCCAGGACGCUGUGAAGACCUGUGUCACUUGCGAAGUGUCCUACUGUGACGAGUGUCUGAAAGCCACUCACCCGAACAAGAAGCCCUUUACAGGCCAUCGUCUGAUUGAGCCAAUUCCGGACUCACACAUCCGGGGGCUGAUGUGCUUGGAGCAUGAGGAUGAGAAGGUGAAUAUGUACUGUGUGACCGAUGACCAGUUAAUCUGUGCCUUGUGUAAACUGGUUGGGCGGCACCGCGAUCAUCAGGUGGCAGCUUUGAGUGAGCGCUAUGACAAAUUGAAGCAAAAUAUAGAGAGUAACCUCACCAACCUUAUUAAGAGGAACACAGAACUGGAGACCCUUCUGGCUAAACUCAUCCAAACCUGUCAGCAUGUUGAGGUCAAUGCAUCACGUCAAGAAGCCAAACUGACUGAGGAGUGUGAUCUUCUCAUUGAGAUCAUUCAACAAAGACGACAAAUAAUUGGAACCAAGAUUAAAGAAGGGAAGGUGAUGAGGCUUCGCAAACUGGCUCAGCAGAUUGCAAACUGCAAACAAUGCAUUGAGCGGUCAGCAUCACUCAUCUCCCAAGCAGAACACUCUCUGAAGGAGAAUGAUCAUGCCCGUUUCCUACAGACAGCUAAGAAUAUCACUGAACGAGUUUCCAUGGCAACUGCAUCUUCCCAGGUCCUAAUUCCUGAAAUCAACCUCAAUGACACAUUUGACACCUUUGCCUUAGAUUUUUCCAGAGAAAAGAAGUUGCUAGAAUGUCUGGAUUACCUUACAGCUCCCAACCCUCCCACAAUUAGAGAAGAGCUCUGCACAGCUUCAUAUGACACCAUCACUGUCCACUGGACCUCCGAUGAUGAAUUCAGUGUUGUAUCCUAUGAGCUCCAGUACACCAUAUUCACUGGACAAGCCAAUGUCGUUAGUCUGUGUAACUCGGCUGAUAGCUGGAUGAUCGUGCCCAACAUCAAGCAGAACCACUACACAGUGCACGGCCUACAGAGUGGCACCAAGUACAUCUUCAUGGUCAAGGCCAUCAACCAGGCAGGCAGCCGCAGUAGCGAGCCUGGGAAGUUGAAGACAAACAGCCAACCAUUUAAACUGGAUCCCAAAUCUGCUCAUCGAAAACUAAAGGUGUCUCAUGAUAACUUGACAGUAGAGCGUGAUGAAUCAUCGUCCAAAAAGAGUCACACACCUGAACGCUUCACUAGCCAAGGGAGCUAUGGAGUAGCUGGAAAUGUAUUCAUUGACAGUGGCCGGCACUACUGGGAAGUAGUCAUAAGUGGAAGCACAUGGUAUGCCAUUGGCCUUGCUUACAAAUCAGCCCCGAAGCACGAGUGGAUUGGGAAGAACUCUGCUUCCUGGGCACUCUGCCGCUGCAACAAUAACUGGGUGGUGAGACACAAUAGCAAGGAAAUCCCCAUCGAGCCAGCUCCCCACCUCCGGCGUGUCGGCAUCCUGCUGGACUAUGAUAAUGGCUCCAUUGCGUUUUACGAUGCUUUGAACUCCAUCCACCUCUACACUUUCGAUGUCGCCUUCGCGCAGCCUGUGUGCCCCACCUUCACCGUGUGGAACAAGUGCUUGACGAUUAUAACUGGUCUUCCCAUCCCAGACCACUUGGACUGCACAGAACAGCUGCCAUGAGCAACUGGCCACAUGGAGCUGUUUUCUGGGAAUAGAAAGGUUUGAAGCCUUCAUUUAGGGGACUGAGAAAGUACAGGCUUCAAGAGUAUGAUUAAAUCUCAUCAAAAAAUGUCCAGAAACCAGCAAAGAUGGGCCUCAAAACAGGAGAUUACUCUCCUUUUACUGUGUUUUGUAUUAAGUACAGGCUUUAAUGAUUUCUUUAAUUUUUUUGUAUUUAGAGGAAAAUCUAUAGAUUAUUUAUAAAAAGAAACAUAAUCAGGAUUAUAGCUCUUAGGAAUUACUUGGUUUUGCACAUAAAGAAGCCCAUAAGUUUACCAGCUCUUUACAACCUUUAUUUCAUCACAGUUUAUGGGCUUGCAAACAGAAUAUUUUGUAGUUUUGUAUGUUGAUUCACCUUCUCACAUAAUAUAUCAUACCAAUCUAUGGGAGCUCCUGUCACCUUGACUGUGCAUAGAAUAGGUUUGAACCUAGUAGGGAAGUAAACCAGCUUUCUUCCUCAGGUUUAAUUUGAAGUGUUUUAACUGUGAUGUUCAAAGCUUGUGUUGGAUCAGCUAGAAUAGAGAGCAGAGAGAAAAAGAAUUGACUUUGGACCUCACGCUAUGCAGCAGCUAGAUCUUUAAUAACCCUCUAAUGGUCGAUUUGGCCAUAUUUUGCUCUGCUUCUCCCAGGGUUAAGGAUUCUCAAAGAACAUUAAGAAUGAGAUUGCAAUAGAAAAUAGUCACAUCGAACCCUACUGGUUAUUCAGAAAUUUAGGCUGGUUUGUGAUUGAAAAAUUUAAAGAAAGUGAUUGAAACACAAGUAGGAUUCUGUUUUAUAACAUCUAUUCCAUCCUUCCUUUUAGUAGUUCCUUUAGGCCUCAGAAAUUCCUUCACUGCAUUUAAUAGUGUUCCUAUUUUUCCCUCUCCCAAAUCAAUUUCACUUUUGUCUCUGGGGUUGAGGAAACAAACAUGUUCCAUCACAAAUGACAGCACCACGCCAGUUUGGUUUUGCUCUAUGGGACAUGAGCACAUGGCUUUGAUCACCACUCCCAUGUACAAAUGCAAGUCACCAGAAAACACUUAAUAUUUAUGAGUUGGUAAUGAUAAGGGACAUUGCAUAAAGUACUAUUCACUAGACACACACCUCAAAAGUUAUUAUACCAAGACCUUUAUUAAGCAAAUCUUGAAAGAUAGAAGUCCCUCUGUAGUCUAGUAUAGUUGACCAUAGAGUUGUAAGACAAACAAACCAAAAAAAGGCAAACUUACUAUUUCCACACUGGAACCUACUACUAAAGUUUCAGAUGGUAUUCUUCACAUGGAUCUGACCAUUGAAAUGGUCUGUAAAUUAAGACUUUCUGGAGUGGUCCUUGAACUGAAGCUCUGGCAUUAGUUCUACCUUGACAAAGGGUGUGACCCCUCUAAAUCGUUUCAAUUGCCAAAAUAUUUAUCUGAGCUACUGGGUUGUCCAUUUGAUGAACAGACUGUUGAGGUUAGGCAUUGUCUGUAGUGACUUCAUUUUUAGCCAAAUCAACCAGUUGUUUCUCUGAAAUGAGUCAAUAGACCCAUUGUUGCAGCAUCACUUGGCCAAAGCAAAUGUGGUUGCGAAUCUGGACUUCAGGAAGGCCAACCAACCGCUUCCCACAUCCUUCUUUCCUCUUCCCUGGCAGACGCUCUCCUUUUUCUUAACAGAUAGAUUCUAUAUAUUUAAUAUAUUAUUUAUACCCAGAUGAAUAUUUUGAUAGCUACUUAAGACAGUUUCACAUCUAAAAGAUUGACACCUCAAUAGAAAAAAAAUUAAUCAUUCUCUGGAAACUUUAUAAGAUUUUUAAAAAUAUACAAUGUGUGUUUGCCUUUCCUAAAUAAACUGAAAGGGUUGUCUCAGUAGUUUUUACAUACAUUUUGGAUAACUGGAUAAUGGAUAUUUUAAUGCACUUUGUACACUAACAGGUUUUAAUAAAAGGGUCUAAAAACUCAGCUUCUGAGUUUUUAAAAUUAUGGUCUCCAGGUACCAAUAAAUGCUAUAGUUUGCCUUAUGAUGUUAACAUAAAACAUUUACUAAAAGGACAUUAUUUCCAUAAAUAUAAUGUUUUUCAAUAUAAAGAAGUUACUGCUCCAAUUUUCACUGCAAGCCAUUUAGGGUAUGUUUUGGCUAUUUUUAUAAGGACCAGAGAGAUGAUGUUGUAAUUUUGUUGUGGAAGUUCAC